AUCUCUAUGAAUUUAUUCAAACAAAAUUUACUUCGAGUUCCUAUUGGAUAAUUAUCGAUCAAAUCUUGCAAGAUAUCGCUCGAGGAAUGAUAUAUCUUCAUGAUCAUCAUAUUAUUCAAGGUGAUUUAAAAAGUCAUAAUAUUCUCCUAAGAGACGGUACACACGAAGCAGUCAUCUGUGAUUUUGGUAUUGCCAAACUAUUAGACAAUGAUAGUCAAGAAAAAAGACGUACUAAUACUACUAAAGGAACUAUUCGAUGGAUGGCACCUGAACUUUGUGCUCCACCACCAGAACCAUCAUCUUAUCUGUCAGAUGUCUGGAGUUAUGGUUGUAUUAUUUUAGAAAUUACCAGUGCUCGUGAACCUUGGAUCGAACAAUUUAAUGAUGAUAGUCUUCUCUUUCGAGCUCUUCAACGUAAAGAAAAUGCAUCAGUCUUUAAUAAUGUCUGUGGAAAUCAAUCAGGACCAUCGCAUUUAUGUCACUUACUAAUACAAUGUUGUUCAUGGUUGAAAACUGAUCGUCUUCAAUUCAUUGAUAUUCUUCAGAAAUUCACUACAGAAGACGAUCAGACCAUGUCUGUUGGCAGUCCUGUUACAAGUAAAGAAUCAUUUUUCGACAAAUAUGACGAUAUACCUAUUUUUGAUUACAAGAAAAAGAUCCAACCGCAAUUAGAAAAAACUUUAGAAGAUUCUGAUAAAUUAACCAAUCAUAAAGGACGUCUCACUGGAGAAGUUUAUACUAGUCGAGGUACAGCCAAUGGUCGACCUAUCUAUCAAGGUACGAAAGGUGGUCUAUACUAUUUAACGUCCACUGGUUCGAAAAUUUAUUUACAUAAAUAA
Adineta steineri is the source of this 839-nucleotide messenger RNA. The record is from the annotation of a GenBank genome assembly. NCBI's taxonomy places the organism in Eukaryota, Metazoa, Rotifera, Eurotatoria, Adinetida, Adinetidae.